Molecule: messenger RNA, 705 nt
Organism: Opisthorchis viverrini
Lineage: Eukaryota; Metazoa; Platyhelminthes; Trematoda; Opisthorchiida; Opisthorchiidae
Exons: 8
Coding region: 1-705 (234 amino acids)
Source: RefSeq, a predicted model, not a curated record
AUGGAACUGUUCACAAAAUCGGAUCACAAAUCGGGGAUUGUUUUUUAUCAGCUUUCGCACGAAGCUGCGUGGAUUGUCAGUGAAGACUGUUCAGAAACGGCAUUUCGUGUCAUCUGUUUUCCUCUUGCAGGUGUAAAGUGGAAUGAAAUCCAGUCACAUGACUUUGUUCCUCCUACUACAACGAUGGCGCCAGAUACUGAUGAAUCGACGCCAUUGGGGCAACUCAACGACAACGGUAAUAGCGCCACCACCACCUACAUUAAUAAUAACGGCUGCAGUCAGUUAUUGGGAUUUAUUCAAACUGACAUGGUUUUCGGCGGUGAAGCAUUUGUGUUGUCAUCUGCUGUCACCGUUGAUGACGUUAGGAUUGUUGUCUCUGAGGUGUACAAGCUUUUCGGACUCACAAUGCACACAUGGUUGGGAAAGUUGUAUUACGCGGUUAAUCAGUUGCUACGUUCUCUAUAUUACAGUGCUUCUCCGUUACCUACCCUCAUUUAUCUUGAGCACUCUGAGGAAAGUAUGAGCCCGUUGGCAGACAGCAUACAAUAUAAAUGUAAGCGCGCCAGGAACUCAUUGAAAAUACUGCUUGUCAUCUUUGUGGUGGCGGCAGCGGAAAAAUUCAAACAACUUGCCCCAAAAGCAAAGGCGGGAGUGAAAUAUGUCAAGCUAGUAUGGUGCGACCAAAUGUUGGCCAUGGAUGCCUAA